UGUCUGGACAAGUAAAAGUGUACGGAAGUAGCGUGUACCAAGAGGGUGUAACAGGUGAAGCUGAACCUGCAGUCUAUUUUUUACUUGUUGUUCCUGCGGUUUGAAAAUACAUAUAUAUAUUUUUGUAUCACGUAAAAACUGUGAAGACUCUGUAGUUUAGGAUUUGGUAAUAGACAUAUCUCCGUUUGAGCGUUUUCAUACGAUGGAAAGGAAUUGUACCGCAACAGCAGAAAAGAGAAAGCCGGCUUCACCUUUGAGGAGAAAAAACACGAAUGCAGAAACCUGUGAUGCUAACGAUGUUGCCCGCGCCAGGUGGACGCUGCUCAGACAGGUUCUGCGUCAGAAGCAGUUAGAAAGCCCUGAGAUCCAGCAGGUGUCUGUGCGCAGGUUCGCCACCUUUGACCUCUUCAGCAGGGAACUACUUGAGGCUAAAGAUGUCUGUGAUACCUCGGAUGUCCAGUGGGUGGAGUACAGAAGUGUGCACUUCCCCGAGUACAGUGCCUUACUGAGGGAUAACCUUGGGCCCGUCAGAGUUAAUGAAGUGCUCAACAGUUUUGACAACACUGGCAAUAUCUGUGUUUGGCCGUCGGAGGAGGUAAUGGCGCAUUACUGCCUUCAGAAACGACACACCUUCAAGGGUGCAGUGUGCGAGUUAGGAGGAGGCAUGACUUGCCUCGGUGGGCUCAUGGUUGCCAUUUCUGCUGACGUGAAGGAAGUUCUUCUAUCAGACGGCAACGAGAAGUCCAUCCAGAAUGUUCGAGAGGUAGUUGAAAAAAACAGGCAAGCUGGAAAGUUUGGAUCCACACACGUGUCCUCCAGGGUGCUGAGGUGGGACUGUGAAGAAGACAUCUCGGCCUUUGAGGGUCAUUUUGAUGUCAUCGUGUGUGCAGACUGUUUGUUUCUGGACCAAUACAGAGCCAGCCUGGUUGAUGCUAUAAGGAGAUUACUGCACCCCAAAGGAAAGGCGUUGGUGUUCGCCCCUCUGCGGAGUGAAACUCUGAGCCUGUUCUGUGAGCUGGCGCAGCAGGCCGGACUGAGCGUGUCUCAGCACCAGCAGUACGAUGCUCAGGUCUGGGAUGUUCACCUAAAGAUGCAAAGAGAAGGGAAACAAGUGUAUGAUGAGAACAUCCACUAUCCUCUCCUCAUCAUCUUAACCAAAGGACCUCAACCUGUUAGCCAUUCUCAGUAAACCAAAACAAGCUAUCAGCCGUUCA
Messenger RNA from Oryzias melastigma (Indian medaka), 1214 nucleotides. It is a transcript of the gene camkmt, whose product is annotated as calmodulin-lysine N-methyltransferase. The transcript is spliced from 11 exons. Lineage: Eukaryota; Metazoa; Chordata; Actinopteri; Beloniformes; Adrianichthyidae. Gene Ontology annotation, cellular component: cytoplasm. Bases 203 to 1189 code for a protein of 328 amino acids. The record is from RefSeq and is a predicted model, not a curated record. Gene Ontology annotation, molecular function: calmodulin-lysine N-methyltransferase activity.